AUGCAGGAUUCAGAAAUUGAUGUCUCUGAAGAGAAAUAUAAUGUAUUUUCUGAAGAAUCGUCUACAGAAUCAGAAAUUAUCCACUAUAUAGAUUUUGCUGGUGUUGAUAUGGAGAAAAAAACAUUAUAUAUUGACACAGUUCCUCGAACAAGAGAAUGGGUUAUCAUGCGUAUUGAAAAAAUUAUAGAAACACUAAUUUCUUGUAUUUAUAAUAGAAAACCAUUAUUAUUAAAACUUUCAACAAGAAAUAAUAAAUGGUAUAGUAUUUUUGAUAGACAGACCAAUAUGAUCAAAAGAAAUUCAAUAGGCAAAGAACGUUUUUUUAGAUUUCCAGAUAGAACAAAAAAGGGUUCUUGGAAAUUUGCUGUUCUUGUUCGAGUUUUGGAUUUAAUUCAUGAAGCUCUAGUGUCGAAUACACCAGUAACAAAAAGAAAUAUUUUCUAUCGUGAUGUAAAUUUGUUUAAAGAACAGAAAAUUGUCGACAAUAUUAUAGAAGAUAUUGCAUUCACUUUUAAAAUCAGACGAUCUGCACUUAAUGUGUUAGCAACUGCCAGAGGGCUUGUAUGUGGAUAUAUAAAGAUAAAAAGAAAGAAUCUUGAUGAAAUAAAUUGUCUGCAAGAUUCAGAAGUAUUAAUACCUUCAGAGACUGAAAUAGAAGGUGUAGAAAUUGAAGCUGAUUGGAUUCUUGUUGUUGAAAAAGAGUCAACCUUCAAAACAUUAACAAUAUGUAAACUUUAUGAUCACCCUGUAGCAGGAAAAGGGGUUAUUAUUACGGCAAAAGGAUUCCCUGAUAUAUCAACAAGAGAAUUUUUAUAUAUGAUAUCAAAGUCUAUUUCAUCUUCUCAAAACCCUUAUAAACGAUCGACUCCCAUAUUAUGUUUAGUAGAUCAUGAUCCGUAUGGAAUUGGUAUUUUAGCUACAUAUAAAUAUGGUUCCUAUGCAACAGCUCAUAAUAGUCAUUUAAUGGCUAUACCAUCAAUCAAAUGGGUGGGUGUACAUUCAAAUGAUUUCGAUAAAACCCAAGAAAAUGGGUAUAUUCCAAUGAGUAAACAUGAUGUAAAAAAAGCAUUCGAGCUUUUGCAAAAAGAAUGGAUUCAAGACCAUAUUAGCUGGAGAAAUGAAUUAUGUAGAAUGUUAUUCACCGGUAUGAAAGCCGAGAUUCAAUUAAUAUGCGAAAAUGAUGGAAGAUGUUUGACAGAAUAUUUAGCAGAUAAAAUCGCCAAAGGUAAAUGGAUAUAA
Messenger RNA from Pneumocystis jirovecii RU7, 1239 nucleotides. RefSeq lists its product as uncharacterized. The record is from RefSeq and is a predicted model, not a curated record. Gene Ontology annotation, biological process: reciprocal meiotic recombination; meiotic DNA double-strand break formation; meiotic DNA double-strand break processing. NCBI's taxonomy places the organism in Eukaryota, Fungi, Ascomycota, Pneumocystomycetes, Pneumocystales, Pneumocystaceae. The transcript has 9 exons. Gene Ontology annotation, molecular function: DNA binding; DNA topoisomerase type II (double strand cut, ATP-hydrolyzing) activity; ATP binding. Gene Ontology annotation, cellular component: nuclear chromosome. The coding region runs from base 1 to 1239 and encodes 412 amino acids.